AUGCCCUCACUCACCCUCGUGCUGCAACUUCUCCUCGAAUCCGCCGCGCCCUCAUCGCGCUUCGCGCCGUACAUUAACGCCCUCCCCGCCUCCUUCUCCAUCCCGCUCUGCGCCUUCUCCCCCGACGACUUGCUCGCACUCGCUCCCUCGCGCGCGGCGGAGGCUGCCAUCAAGACGUUGCGCGCCACGGCCAGGGAUUACACGCACAUCUAUUCGCUGCUGCACAGAAACAAGAUUCCAGGCCUGCCCGCGUCGCUGCUAUCGUGGGACAACUACGUGUGGGCAACGGCCGUGGCGAUGACGAGACAGAACCAGAUUCCCGCGGGUAAAGGGACGCAAUGCGCGCUGGUGCCCGUUUGGGACAUGUGCAACCACAGCCCGGGCCCGGCGACAACGGCGGUGGGGUUGUCCGCGGACGGGGAGGUGGUAGUAGAAAGCAAGGCGAUGCGGGACUUUGAAGAAGGAGAGGCGAUCACAAUGUCGUACGGAGAGCGCCCCAACGUAGAGCUUUUGUUGUAUUCGGGGUUUGUGCAGACGGACAAUGAAUACGACAAGGUGGCGUUGGACUUGCGGCUGACGAAGGAAAUGGCUCUGGCCAAGUUCAAGGCAAAUGUGGUGCUGGGAAAGGUGAACAUGACAGUGGAGGAGUUGGAAGGGGAGCAGGGGUGGAUCGUGCCUCUGACGGUCGACGCGUCGAACGAGAGUGCAGAGAGAGCGCUCGGCGUGGCCAGAGUAAUGGUGGCAAGGAAGGAGAGCGUUGGGCGGCUGCUGAAGGGGGGAGAAGAGUCAAUGAGAAAGCCGUUGGAGGGGGAGGAGGAGGACAAGGCCAGGCGAGUUGUGAGGGAAGCGGCAGAGAGGAAGGUACAGGAGUAUAAAGAGGUACGGGAGGGCGUUUCGAAGGCGGCGCAAGAACUUAUUGGAAAAUUGCAUGAGGAGGAGAAGAAGGUGUACCAGCACGUCUUGGCUUGUUUAGAGACGUGAGCUGACGAGGCGGAAUGCGCUAUGCUGAUCCACAGACUUUUAUCGGCACAUCGCCCAAUCAACAAGUUGUACCACUGCA
Messenger RNA from Chondrus crispus (carragheen), 1060 nucleotides. RefSeq lists its product as hypothetical. The transcript is spliced from 2 exons. Gene Ontology annotation, biological process: peptidyl-lysine monomethylation; actin modification. Lineage: Eukaryota; Rhodophyta; Florideophyceae; Gigartinales; Gigartinaceae. The record is from RefSeq and is a predicted model, not a curated record. Bases 1 to 981 code for a protein of 326 amino acids. Gene Ontology annotation, molecular function: protein-L-histidine N-tele-methyltransferase activity; protein-lysine N-methyltransferase activity.